Molecule: messenger RNA, 258 nt
Organism: Brenthis ino (lesser marbled fritillary)
Lineage: Eukaryota; Metazoa; Arthropoda; Insecta; Lepidoptera; Nymphalidae
Source: the annotation of a GenBank genome assembly
AUGGUGACGUCAGGGGGAGUUGGGCUUCAGUCAGCCGUCGGUGGCCGCAACGAACAUGUGGCUGCAAUGCAUCGCUGUGACGGUGCUGAUCGCCGCGACUGCGACCCGCGAAAUAUUCACCAACUCCUUCCUGGUCCGGUUCAAGAGGUCUAUCCGCCACGAGGAGGCCCAGGAACUCGCCCUCCGGCACGGCUUCGACAACCUCGGCCCGGUGAGCGGCCACGUGAUAUUGUAAACAUAGCCAUAGCCAUUUACGCG